Molecule: messenger RNA, 5062 nt
Organism: Motacilla alba alba
Lineage: Eukaryota; Metazoa; Chordata; Aves; Passeriformes; Motacillidae
Gene: TSPAN18
Product: tetraspanin 18
Exons: 10
Coding region: 793-1536 (247 amino acids)
Cellular component (GO): membrane
Source: RefSeq, a predicted model, not a curated record
GGCGGGGCUCCCCUCUCGCUGCCCGGCUGGGCGCGCAGCCUUCCCGCGGCCGGCGGUGCCGCUCCGGCUCGGCGCCCACCGCCCUGCCGCUGCCCCGGGACGCUCGGGGGUGCCACGGGGGGCGGCUCGCCCAGCCCUCCGCUGCGCUGUUCCCUCAGGGGAGGGGAGGAUGUGCGGGAGCGCCGCGACUCCCCGGGGUGCUGGGCGUGCAAGUUUGUGGGGCUGAGAAGCCAGCCCGCCCGCCAGCACCGCCGGCACGGGAGCUGCGGGAGGGCGCCCCGGCUGCCCCAGCCAGCUGAACUCGCCACGCUGGUAACACCUCUCCGGGGUCGGGCCUCGGGAGCGUGUUCGGGAGCCUCAGAGCCUGUCCUCGGUAUUUUUGUGUUCUGCUGCCUCCGCCCGACACCCCUCCCUCCGGGAUCCCUCUUACCGUCAGGACGAGUGGAGGAGCCGGGGAGCCCGGAGGCUGUGCCCGGAGCGCCCUGCACUGCGUCUGUCGCGUGUUGGGGUGUGCCGCCACCCCUGAAAUUCGGAUGAGGAAGGUUGACCAGCCUUGAUCACAGUGUUAGAGACCUGAAGCAAGGAUCCUGACAGAUGCAGAUUCAGUACAGCCUGACUUCUUGAGGAGAACAAAUAUUUCCCUGAAAGUCUGUCCCCUCAAAGCAGCACACAGGACAGGCUUGGAUAGAAGGAGAUACAUGGGACACACAGACAAUUAAACACUGGAAGAGACACUGUGCUUCAAGUCCCAAGAUCAGUAAAGGAGGAAUUGGACAAAGGACCCUGAAGACCAUGGAGGGAGACUGUCUGAGCUGCAUGAAAUACCUGAUGUUUCUUUUCAAUUUCUUUAUAUUUCUGGGAGGAGCAUGCCUGCUGGGACUCGGAAUCUGGGUCAUCGUGGAUCCCACAGGUUUUCGAGAGAUAGUGGCUGCCAACCCCCUGCUCUUCACGGGAGCAUACAUCAUGCUGGCCAUGGGAGCCAUGCUCUUCCUGCUGGGCUUCCUGGGCUGCUGUGGUGCCAUCCGUGAGAACAAAUGCCUCCUGCUCUUUUUCUUCGUGUUUAUUUUGUUAAUCUUCCUGGCGGAGCUUUCAGCUGCAAUCCUGGCUUUUAUAUUCAGAGAAAAUCUGACCAGAGAGUUCUUCACCAAGGAGUUGAAGAAGCACUACCAGAGGAACAAUGACACAGAUGUCUUCUCUUCCACCUGGAACUCUGUUAUGAUCACAUUUGCCUGCUGUGGAGUGAACGGACCAGAAGAUUUUGAAGAUAUUCGUCACCUUCCAUAUUCAUCUUUGGAAAAGGCGACACCGGAGGCUUGUUGCCAGCGAGAGCUCCAGAGCCGGGAAGGGAUGUUUGUCAACAAGGAAGCUUGUCUAGAAGGCAUUGAGAGGUUUCAGAACCGGCAGGGCUGCUACACCGUGAUCCUGAACUCCUUUGAGACGUACGUGUACCUGGCAGGAGCUCUUGCCAUUGGAGUGUUGGCUAUUGAGCUGUUUGCCAUGAUCUUUGCAAUGUGUCUCUUUCGAGGGAUCCAGUAAGAAGUGGCCCAUAAACCACCAUGUUCCCCACAUGCUCAGAAGAAAGAAGGAAAAGAAACAAAACCUGAAAACACCCUAAAAACUUUAUUUUUUUUAACAAAGUGGGACAGGGAGAAAAAAUUUAAAAAGAGGGUUGUAAUAUAUGAAUGACCAAAAGGAUUGUACUUCAGGGGCUGGAACUUUGAGGUGAUGUGCACUACACUGUACACCGGACCCUUGCCCAGAGCCACCCGCAGCAAGCGUGGAGCAGGAGCCCAGAGCCGCCGAUUGCACCAGAGAUGGAUGGAGCUGGUGGGGUUGCGGGAGGAGAAGCACAGCUGCCUCUCACACCAGGCUGAAUCUACCAUUCACCACUUCAUCGUGCUUUAGACAACAAAGGACUCAAGAACAGACAUGCAGGGGCUGCAUAAGGCAACAGGUUGGCCUUGACUGUCCAGGUGGGUUUGAAACAAGCAGUGGUGGCUUGUCUAAGCAGGUGUAGUCAACGUUUGCGUGAUUCUGGCUUUAAUUUCCAGCCACAGGAUGAAAACAUUCAUUCUUCAGUGGAAGCUUUGCCCCUGUCAUGUGAAACUUGUCAGAGAUGUCAAGCACUUCAGUGAGGCUGGCUUUUCUCUGGAACUCCAAGCAGGGGCAGUGUGAUUUAAUUUAGCAAUGGGACUCAGCUAAGGCUGGCUGAGGGUCGAGAGUUUGGUGCCUACCUUUCUGUUUUUACUAAGAUGUAUUGUUCACUGUUGUGAAAGAGACCAAAUGGUUCCCUGCUAUGUUCCCAUCUCCUGGGGAAAAGAAUGGCUCUGGUCAAGCAUCAUUGAUACUGCUGCCUUCCUGAGAAGGGAGGAUAUACUGUUUAAAUCUUAUCAGCCUUUGCCUUUCCUCUGAUACUUGCAAAAAAAAUGGUUUAUGGUGCUCUGUUAGCAUAAAUAUUUGCAGUGGUUCCUGCAUGCUUUUCUAGCCUUAAGGGGAGGUCCACACAUGGUGCUGGAUUGAAGAGGCUGAAAUUUGUCAACCACUCCCAUGCUGUUUUCCUGGACCAGUCUGGUGGAAUCAUUUCUGGUCAGAGAAUUUCCCCUGAGAUUCUCCCAUGGGCUCAUGAUGAAAGUAAUCAAGUCAGAAUUGUUUUAGUUGAUAGUGCUUCCUCCCUUGAGAUAGUUUGGUAUUUAACUAACAUGUCAUCUGCUCAAUCAUUUGGAAGUGAACCUGAGAAAGAUGCCUGGGACUGGACCUUGGUCAGAGAUUAAGCUGGAGCUACUGAGACCCCAGGCACGAUCCAAGAACACCUUGUGUGCAGGCACACUGCUCUAGCUGCUGCUAUGGUCAUGGAUAUUGACUUGGAGAGAUGACUUGUUUCUCUCAUCUGGAAUCAUCAAUCCCUGUUGCCUUAAUUGUUCAUCUGGUCAUUUAUUCCCUGAUCCCAAACUCAUUUUACCUGGGGAAUGACAGAGGGGGCUAUGGUUUCUUGUUUAGAUUAGGUCUUUUUACAGAUUUUAUAGGCUCAGAUUAUGGGAGCACUUUUAUAUAGGCUAAAGCCAGCUCCCCUGAAAGCUGUAAUCUCUGGCAAGGAAGGAGCAGAGCAUUAAACUUUGUGCCCAGGUUUCGCAGCAGCAGCAGCAGCAAAUUCAUCCUCUGGCUGUUGCCUUAGACCCCUGGGGCUGUGUCCCUUGAGCUCUCCCAGUGGCACUGCAGAGACUACAGGCAAGGAAGGAAAACAGCAGAAAGCCUGGGCUACAAUAGACAAAGAUUAUGGCUAAGUAUCUCAGUUGGGCAAUGAGGAUACCAGGGAACAGGAAGGAGGCAUUGGGAGCUUUCCCAAGCUUCAUUUGAGAACAAUUUAUUCAAUGGCAAGAGAGGGCUGGGCAGGUAGAGCUGCAGCCCCCCCCAUGCUGCAGUCAGCAUAUUCCAGCAACAAAAUAUGUUGCCAGGGCUGCUGAGCAGCAUCAGAUGUUGCAUUAAACCUUCUGGAAAUCUGUUCAGAACUAUUUCCCUCUGGACCUCCUUGUAAUGAGGCAUUUUAGCAUUAAUCUCUGGUCUGUUGUUUAAUAAAGAAAAACAGUUUUGUUAGCCAAAACCCAGCAGUAUUUGUACUGGACAGCAGGUGCUGCACUUAAGAAAAAUCUGUUCCAUCUACCAGUCUUGUAGGGAAUGGGCUGAGCAGAAAGCAAGCUUAUCUGUUCUCCUUCUGCCUCAGGAGCUGGUGUCAGUGACUGUUCUGGGACAGCAAUUCCCAGGGAAGAAACAAAACUGUCAGCAGAGUUGGUAAUUUGGCUGGAGGUGAUCGAAAGCAGCAGAACUGCCUCCCCCAGUCUCUAGUUUCUUCCUUUUCCCUCAGUUUAUUAUGCAGUGUUCUCAGGUCAGAGCCUGGCUGGCGAAAAUCCUCAUUUAUGCAUGGUGGGUGGCUGAAGGGGAAAAAAAGCCUUAAAGCCUUUUUCUGCCACCAGUGGCAUGGGGGAAAAAAGCCUGUUAGAGCUGGGGGAACCAGACCAAAGCAGCCAGAGCACAAAGUACUAAAUACACAUGCCUGAAGGAUGAUCUUGGCUGGCUUGUUUCUCUUUGGCUUUCCUAAUUCUGUACUCAUUGCUUUGUCUGUUUUUAGCUCUCUUACUUUUCCUCUCUCCCUAAUGGUAGUCGCCUGUAUCUUCAAAAUGAUCUCUUCUUCAUCUGUUAUUCUGGGCUGUGCACAGCUGUUUCUCCUCUUCUACCUUUUCUGAUCCCCCACUGCUCUUUGCUGUGUGAAGACUUCAAAUCCUCUCUGCAGGCUGGCUCACGUGCCACUGGGAACACAGCUCAAAAGGCCAGGCAGCAAUUCCAAACAAGAAUUGGAGAGCGCUGUAAAGAUAUGUGCAAGUCUGAGAGGAUCUGCAGCAGCUGGUAACGUGCAGAAGGAAUUUCUUUAGGGGAAUUUAAUGAACAAGCAAGCCCAGAAAGCAGACUCCCACUGUAUGGCAAAGCAUGUAAAUUUGUUGGUUUUGUCCCUUGGUUUUGUGGCUGUCCCCUCUGUGGUACAGUAGUUUUCAGAACUGUAGGCAGGAGAAGCAAUUGUUUUUUUGUAUUUGUUUUUAACAGGUCUGGUGAGUAUUUUGGGGCUAGGGGCUCAAGCUGAAGUCACUGCUGGCUGGAGAACUGGGCAGGCUGGAGAGCAGAAGGAGCUGCCAUCUCCUUCGCUGUAGCACUGUGACCACAGCCCAAGCACCUUGGAGGGAGUAGCAGAGACCAGCCUGGGCCAGCCCCCAGCCCCUCUCAGCAUCCUUGGCUCCUGGUUGCUAUUUAAUGCUCCAAUGACUGUCACAAAUGCCUGGGAAAAGGGCUGCGUGUGAAAUAAUGUUUGAAAUCUAUUUUAAAAAAAUUGUAAAUGUUCUUUCUAUUAGAUAGUGGAGCUAAUUUAUCCUGUAUUCCCUACUGUAAUGCUUUUUUAUAUGGAAAGGAAAUUUUUUUUGGUAAUAUAAACCAGAACACAAGCCUGAAGCACUCUCUGCACGGUUUUUGUGUGCAUUUCUUAAAAAAACCCCAAAAAUAAAAGAAAGAUAUUGUGACA